AGGCCUGCGCGGACGCCGUGCGCUUCUACGGCUUCGCCGUGGAGGGCCUCGCUGGCGGCGGCGGCGGGCAGAAGGACCGCGGCAGCCUGCUGAGCGCGGCGCUGUUCCGGAUCCACGGCAGCCUCGCCACGGAGGAGAGCCGCGAGCAGCGGGCGGAGCGGGCCGCGCAGAAGGCGCGCGCGGACGUGGAGAGGAAGGCCAGGAUCACCUACCACGACCUCAGCUCAGAGCUGGGCACCGGCUCCUGCGCGGACGCCCAGGAGGAGGGCUACGACUGCUGGUGGGGCACCCUGCCUUUCCCGGUGUGCGAGGAGCAGUGCAGCAGCACGGAGGCCUGCCUGGGCUUCGACUUCCAGUUCGGGCCGGAGAACUGCGAGCUUCGCUUCAGCAAGGGCUCGAUGCCCGCCGACAACCCCGGGCCCUUCAACGAUUCGUGGUCUGAUGGCAAGGGCGCGGGAAACAUCACCGGGGUGGUGGACGACGGCAGCGGGCGAAAGUGCUACGUGAAGAAGUGGAUUACGAGCCACCAGAGCAGCACGAUGGAGUCGUUCCCCGGCAGCUCCGAGUGGGAGG
Prorocentrum cordatum is the source of this 573-nucleotide messenger RNA. Lineage: Eukaryota; Dinophyceae; Prorocentrales; Prorocentraceae. The record is from the annotation of a GenBank genome assembly.